AUGGGGAGCUCGAGCCCAGUCGGAGCGCACAGACAGACCGAGAGGGAAGACAGGAAAGGCUCCGGUGACUGUGUGUUUUGGGGCUCGUUCCAUUUAUCUCUCUGUCUAGACUCGGGACGUAUUUAUGCCACGACAAGAGAAGAAGAAGUUCAAUCAAUGGCAACUGAAUACACUACUGGAGCCACCAUCAGACGAGACGAUAACACUGGAGCCAUCGUCAUUGCUCGGAUCCUGAGAGGAGGAGCUGCCGAUAGAAGUGGUCUGAUUCAUGUCGGAGACGAACUGAAGGAAGUGAAUGGAAUCCCAGUGGACGACAAGAAACCAGAGGAGAUCAUCAGGAUUCUGGCCCAGUCACAAGGAGCCAUCACCUUCAAAGUGGUCCCAGGAGCCAAAGAGGAGGCCCCCAUCAAGGAGCCCAAGAUCUUUAUGAAGGCCUUCUUUGACUACAACCCGGCGGAGGACACGACCAUACCAUGUGCAGAAGCUGGUCUGGCCUUCAAGAGAGGCACCAUCCUGCACAUAGUGAGCCAGGACGACCCCACCUGGUGGCAGGCCAAGUACCAGGGAGAGGCUAACCCCCGCGCCGGCCUCAUCCCCUCCAAGCAGUUCCAGGAGAGGAGGCUUGCAGUGCGACAGCCCGUCUCGUCCCUCCCCUCGUCCUUCCGUAGUUCCACUCGUCGAUCAUUUUCUACAUGUUUUCACUCCGACUCACAGAUUAUCCUCAGCAGCAGGAAGUCUCUGUCGUCGCGUCAUAACGGACCCUCUGUGUUCAGGCCCCUAGACCCUGAGGGACGGAAACCCAGGUCCUGUGUUAUGGAUGACUGUUGGUACGCAGGUCAGAUUGAGAACCUCGCCUGGGCCUGUGGACGGGUCUUGGUUCGGUCUUGGCUCGGUCUUGGCUCGGUCUUGGCUCAGUCCGGGUGA
Knipowitschia caucasica is the source of this 924-nucleotide messenger RNA. NCBI's taxonomy places the organism in Eukaryota, Metazoa, Chordata, Actinopteri, Gobiiformes, Gobiidae. The record is from the annotation of a GenBank genome assembly.